Molecule: messenger RNA, 1648 nt
Organism: Vollenhovia emeryi
Lineage: Eukaryota; Metazoa; Arthropoda; Insecta; Hymenoptera; Formicidae
Exons: 5
Coding region: 993-1586 (197 amino acids)
Source: RefSeq, a predicted model, not a curated record
CGCCGUACGGGCGACGACCACGAGGGAAGAGGAAGCGCCGCCGCUUCUCGCCGUCGCGCGAGCCGACGCGACGCGACGACGAGCGCCUGUCCGUCCGUCGAGAGCUUUAGUCCGCGUCCGCACGUCGACUGAAACACGCGACCCACGUCCACCCGGUGUAGUGUGCGCGGCUUCCCUUCUUCCUCCUGUCACUCAAGCUCGUCCUGAAGGAACGGCCAAUACUACCGUAUCAGAUAACAGAGUCUCUCCUUUCCCCUGCCGUUCUCCGCUUUUGUCUUUCCCUUUCUCUCUCCCCCUCCCUCUCUCUCUGCCUUCCUUAGCCUCUCGUCGUCCUACUCGCGCCAGUUAUUUGAUAGUUUUUCUCGUUUCCGCUCCUUCGACGAAUGCCUCGCGAUCCUUUCUGAGAUAGAUGGAGGAGAGGAUGUUUCGGGCGCGCGGGAGGAAGAUUAAGACCGCCGGAAAUUCGGGAUGUAAUAUCCGGCGGCCCUAGUUACACGUACGGUGUGUGCGCGCCAGUCAGUUUUCCUGCCUUCGAAGUCGGAGCAGCCUCGAUACAAGCCGGAGUAACGGAGGACGCUCGAGAGAUUUUGGAUUCGAUCGGAGGAUUUGCUCAACGAAGAGUUUCAGUGCUCAUCGCCAAAGAAUACAAGACUCGUUGCCAAACUCGUGCCACGUGACAAUCGUCGUCGUCACCACUUCAGAUCUGUUCCUCUUUAGAAGCUUUAGCAUGCGUUAACGAAGACACACGACGCACAACUUCACUAUUAAAAAGUACCAGAUUUCUAAUGAGACCUCCGUCAUAAGAAUUUCUUGAGGUCGGAAACAAAGUACAGAUUUACUUCGCGAAGGGGCGAAGAGUCGGCGAGCGAGGGACGCCAUGAAGAGACUUGCCUUCGGCGGAGCGAAGUGAUCUUCGAGGAAACGAGGAAGCGAGGGCGGAUUCGAAGCGUCGGGUCGGGCGAGUCGGGCCGGCGACGGGCCCGAUCGGUGUGAUGGUCUCGGGGUGGUGCCCGUGCGUGCCACUAGGGCGUCGGCAAACGUCGGCCCAACAGCAGCAGCAGCAGCAACAACCACCGUCAUCGUCCAGGGCGCCGUUCACCGUCAGCGGCGCGACCGAUCGCGCGGACAUGGUGCAAAUGUUUUACUACGAGAACCGCGGCAAGUGUUGCAAGAAGCUGCUCAGAUACAACGGAUACCCGAACAAGGUUCUUUUGUUCCCCGAGGAGGGCUGGGCGAGAAGCGCGAGUAGUUCCUACUGGACCCUGACGCCGUUCUGGUGGAGCCGGAGCCGGUGCAAGGUCGUGGAAGUCGCCGGGACAAGAAGGUAUAGUACUCAGGCGAAGAUGGUGGACACGGGUACGGGCACGCUUUACAUUAUCGGCUCGUUCAAGAGGAUGACCACCGAUCCCGAUUUCAAGCUGUACCUGACGUCGAACGUCUCGUCGAGCGACUUCAACAUGGGCUAUAGUAUGACGGGCACGCUGGAGCGCGGCUGCAAGAAGACCAACUCCUUCCAGAUGACCCACUUCGCGGUGAUACGGCGGCGGGACUACGAGAAAGCGUACGAGGACCCGAAUCCCACCUAGUGUCCGUCCACACCCACGCUCUCCGAGUGUGGGGACUGCGAGCAUUACACGUAGCUAGGGGG